Messenger RNA from Leguminivora glycinivorella, 4914 nucleotides. Its product is annotated as zinc finger protein 358. The transcript has 17 exons. Lineage: Eukaryota; Metazoa; Arthropoda; Insecta; Lepidoptera; Tortricidae. The coding region runs from base 296 to 2527 and encodes 743 amino acids. The record is from RefSeq and is a predicted model, not a curated record. Gene Ontology annotation, biological process: regulation of DNA-templated transcription. Gene Ontology annotation, molecular function: RNA polymerase II cis-regulatory region sequence-specific DNA binding; DNA-binding transcription factor activity, RNA polymerase II-specific.
UUGCCAUUCUGUUAAUAACCAAAUUCUUACCAAUUUAACCAAAUAAACAGCAAAAUACGUUUUAAAAUAUUAUUAUUUAGUGAAAUAACUGGUUAGUACUUUCAAAGUUUUUGUCGACAUUUUAUUAUAACCAAUUUUCAAGUAUUGAUACAUUCUUUGAUUGCGUCAUGUAAACGUAUAGUUAUAUGUUAUAGCUUCGAUUAUCUCGAAAUUCACUGUGAUUCGUAAUUUAGGAGCUUUGUUCACCCAAAUAUUGGUAAAAAUCGUUAUGGAUGGUACAUAACAGAAAUCCAAAAUGGAUGGUGAAGGUGAAGAUUUCAACCUCCACUGGGAGGAGGAGGAGGUGGAGUCUAAGCACAUCCCAGGUGUGGUGGGCUCAGAAGUCAUCUGUGGCUUAGAUAAUGUGCAAGCUGGUUCUUACUCCAACAUGAGUUCAGAAGUAAUUAUACAAGACACAGAUCAGAUAGCAGCGGAGAACCUAAUGUUCUUGUCUCAGGAUGUAGUCAGUUACGUGGAUGCUGGCGAGUUGGCAGUAGACCCCAGUGUGGAGUGUGUUACGGAGGAGGUCAUCACGGAUGACUGGACUGAGGGGCAGGACAGUUUGUAUAAUUUCAGAGUGGAGGUACCGUUAGAGCACUUCGCGAACCCGGUGUUGGACAUAAAAGAGGAAAAUGACCUUGAUGUGCCACUUCCCACGGAUCAGGACCAAUACACAGCCAUGCGUCCCUGGCCAUGCGACUUCUGUUCCCGACGGUUCCGCAAGAAAGCCGCCCUGAUGAACCACAUGGUAGCUCACCAGAACGACCGACCCCACGCCUGCAAUCUGUGCGGAGUGCGAUAUGUACGCAAGCGCGAUCUGAUGAACCACCUGAAAGUUCACGCUAUGGUGCCUGAGAAUGCUGAUCCUAUUGAUUUUGAGGAAGUUUUAGAUAACAGUCAAGUAAUAAAACCAAAGAAAAAGCGCGGGAGACGAAAAAAGAUUCCCGAGCCAGAGCCUGAAGAAGAAAACGGGGACGUAUGGGAGAACAUGACCUCAGCGCGUACCAUGCAAUGGUCCCGCCGAGCGCGCUCCCCGGCCAGGCCCCCGCGCUCCCCGCCGCCGCUGCCGCCGCCGUCGCCGCCGUCGGAGCCUGAACCCUGCCCGCCACCAGCCGACCCGAGCCGACCUUUUGUGUGCAGGCACUGUGGGGUCGGCUUCGCUAGGGAAAAGGCGCUGCAGUCACAUUCGAGGAUACACGGAGGAGACUCACCGAUAGAAUGCGGCACGUGCGGCGAACUCUGCUGGUCGCGCGAAGCGCUGGCGACACACACGCGGCAGCGGCACCCGCACCAGCCACCACAGCAGCCGGCACGGGAGCCCUACGACUCCAACUCCGGUGACGACGACAUGGAAUACCAGCUGUCGCCUCUAGCAGACAGCGGGAGCGAGCGAGCAGUAUACGACACUCAGCGAGGCCCCGAACUGUUCUGCCAAGACUGUGGCGUCGCCUUCCAGCGAGCCGACUUACUGCGUCGACAUCAGGCGGCCGCUCACAGUCACAAACGGCACGACAGUUCAUCGUCGACGUGGGCGGAGCACUCGUGCGACGUCUGCGGUGAGACAUGCGCCGACGCGCUUCAACUUCUCGCGCACGCGGAGCGCCACGCCGACCGGCCCGCGCCCUCCAGAUUCAAGAAGAUGUCACGAGGAAGAAAUAAUACAUCUUCAAGUGGAUCGCGGCAAUUCCCCUGCAGAGAGUGCGGCAAAGUAUUCGGCUCGCGCAGUUCUCAACAAAUACACAUCCGGAUACAUACCGGCGAGCGACCAUACGCGUGCCGGUUUUGCUGGAAGGCCUUCGCUGAUGGCGGGACGCUGAGGAAACACGAGCGUAUACACACGGGCGAGAAGCCGUACGCAUGCGCGGUGUGCCCGCGCGCGUUCAACCAGCGCGUGGUGCUGCGCGAACACGUGCGCAGCCACCACUCCGCGCCCGACCGCAGAAAUAACGGAGGUCCUACGUACUGCUGUGUGGUUUGCGGUCGCACGCUACACACUAGUUCCGAGUUGGUUCAGCAUCUUAUUCAACAUUGCGACGCUAAUACUGCACUCAAGCGACAGCCUCAGACCGGCCCCCGAAAGUACAAGCGGCGGCGGAAAAUGAAGUCCUCGCUGUCCCCGCGUCACUCCUGGGAGCGAGAGCGAGAGCGCGGCUCCCCGUCCCCCUCCCCCGCGCGCUCCCCCUCCCCGCCCGCGCCCGCCUCCCCGCCGCGCCGCCGCCGCCGCGCGCCGCCGCCGCGCCCCAAGAUGAUACACACCGAGCCCGCGCGACCCAAGCCCAGACAGACGCGAGGGCGGCGGCCGCCGCGGCACCCGGCCGACGACCUGCGCGCCAUCGCGCCGCGCUCCCCCUCCCCCGCCGCCUCCCCCUCCGCGCCCUCCUCCCCGCUGGCCGAGCCGCAGGAGGGCGGGCCCUUCAAGUGCGAGAUGUGCGCCGAGGAGUUCCCGCGCCGAGAUGCUUUGUUACUCCACGUGCCGGUGCACAUAUGACGGAGUCGGCCGAAGCGGCGGCGCCCGCGCGGGAAGAGAGCCUGAGCUGUGAGUCUCGGAAAUGUGUAUAGUGUAGCGUACUACUAUGAUUGAUAUAGCGUCCUCUUUCAGAUAUCGAUAGAAGAAAAAACUGUACUAACAGCAACACUCUUAGCUAACCAUCGUCAAACGACGUCUAGCGUUUAUGCCCUUGUAAUAAGAAUUACAAAUGUACAGCUAACAGUGUUGCUAAUGCAUCGUACCACCAUUAGUUAUGGCGAUCGAGAAGUUUCCGUAGCGACCUUACGGGUGGUAGGAACCUGUAUAAUAUUCGCCCAAAAAUCGGAUGUGACUAGUUAGCCAAGUGUCAUAGAACUUACUAAAAGUCUAUUUUUUCCUUGUAAAUGCUCACCGAGGUAGAUUUGCCGAUACUUAGUAAACCUCCCUCCAUCCUAUAAUGAACUCAAGUCGAAGACUGAUAUCGCUUCGCAAUAAUUUAGCGAUUAUACCUUAAAGUAGCUAUACAUGUUUGUAGUUAGAUUGCCUUUUUGCGUGUCAAAUAAAAUGGCCUUAGAAUCAAAUCUUGUCAACCCAAUUAUAACCGUAUUCUAGUUACAUUCGUCUUUCCUACGAAAAAGGGCUCGUUUUGCAGGAAGCAAAGCAUUACAUAACAGAAGUGCCUAUCACACAAUUGAUCCUUUUUUCGUAAGAUCGACCAAAAUAGCCAUUUAAUGAAUGUAAACCCGAAAUAAGUAAAUAUAUUUCAGCCGCGAUCGAUCGGUUACAGUAAUUAAGGGUUAUAACAAUAGUUGAAAAUUAGAUGUAAAUGAUGCACGAAUAUUCUGAAUAAGUAGUUAAAAAGGUAAUGUGAACAUAUAUUUUCUAUCUCUCUUGCAUUUUGAAAUCUGCCUAAAUUACUGUCAGUCUUAUGGAAAAAUAGUAAUUAUAAGUCAGUGUCAAUUCAAUUAAUGUAAAAUAAAUAGCAGAAAUGAAGUGAAUUUCCUUUAUUUCCAGAAUUAAUGUAAUAGUCACAGAAACGUGACCGUCUUUUACAAAUUGUAAGAUAUUUUGAUGAAAGCUGGGCUUACUGUGUGACAUAUCUAUAAGCAAAUUAAAUAUUAAUAUGUACUAGAAAAUAUUCAUAUUGGGCCACAAAAUUACAAUAUUAAUAUGGUUGCUGUCUAGUAAUAUGUUGUUUAUCUUAAUACCUAUAUAAUUUUGUUUACGGAUAUCCAUUUGGUCAGCCAAAAAUAUAGUACUCUCUGGUACCACAAAUUUUUGUAUGUUCAUUGUUACGACAUGAUUAUUUAGUCUUUAAUAGACCAUGAUAGACAAAUGUGGGUGCAACAGGCACCCUAGAGGGAAAUCUACCAUAUAUAAUGCAAUAAAAGGCACUUAUUCAUUAUCAAAAUGUGUUCACCAAGAGUAAAUGGUAUUGGUUUACUCAGACACGACUAAACAUGAAGACUGUCGAAUUUCAUGUAAAGCUGAGUUUAGACGUGCAAGUUAUUGCUGCAAGUUUUGAGACAGAAGAAUAUGCAAGAAAGAGAUGCAGAUAUUUGCCACUCACUCUUACCUAUAGUUGCGUCUCAAAACUUGCUGGUAUAAACUCAGCUUAAGAUAGUGUUUCACAAGACAAUAUCUCAGUUCUCAGGUUCGUAACUAUCUGUUUUCAGAAGACACUGGCAGUCUUAACAAUGUACUAGUACAUUAUAGAAGUAACUGAAUGUAAGUGCCUAUCGCCUAAUGGUAUUGGGGUUGGGUAAUCCCUAUGACUCUUGGGAGCUAUUUUAUAAAUGCCUGAAAAUGAUUUAAUAAAAACCAAAAGACUUCUGCGUAUGUUACAGGCAUUUAUAAAAUAAUCCCAAUCUUUAUGAUAUUAAAUUGUAUGAGUGUUUGUGAAUCUGUUAAUCGUUGUGUAGUGCGUGAUUCUAGCCUUUUCUAUCUAAUUGUAAGGUAUGAAAUAUGAAUCAAUACAUAUACCUACAGUUACAGUUGUUUCCGAAUGUUAGUUGGUAGAAUGUGACAUAACUCAGCCAAAAUAUGAUAAAAUAAGUCUUGUUAGAACUCUCCCUUACAUCCUUUCAAUGUGUUGUGUCCAACCAAAAGGACCAUUAGUAGGAGGUCGUAAAAACACAGUAUAAGACCAGGGGCCUAUUUCUCAAAAGUGAACUUACUUGUAACUUUAGUUUUGAGAAAUGGCCCCCAGUACUUAGUAACGUACCAGUACUUCUAAGAAACGCAGUUAAACGUACGCCGCGCGGUAUGUAUGUAUGCGCGCCGUGUACGUACGCAACACACGCAAGCGGAUGACAAUGAUUCAUUUCAUUCAUUCUUGUUCAUUCUCAUCCGCUUAUUACUUACUGGACUGUGGUAGAAGUCUAUAUCGAUACCUGUCAAUGCUCCUU